Molecule: messenger RNA, 2305 nt
Organism: Mesitornis unicolor (brown roatelo)
Lineage: Eukaryota; Metazoa; Chordata; Aves; Mesitornithiformes; Mesitornithidae
Product: receptor-type tyrosine-protein phosphatase gamma-like
Exons: 13
Cellular component (GO): plasma membrane
Molecular function (GO): carbonate dehydratase activity; zinc ion binding; protein binding
Source: RefSeq, a predicted model, not a curated record
CCAGCUCUGACCGAAGGUUAUGUUGGCACUCUGCAUGAAAACAGACAUGGUAGUUCUGUGCAGAUACGAAGGCGAAAGGCUUCGGGGGAUCCUUACUGGGCAUACUCGGGUACCUACGGUCCCGAGCACUGGGUGACUUCCAGCGAGAAGUGUGGGGGGUCUCACCAGUCUCCCAUAGACAUCGUAGACCACCAGGCCCACGUUGGGGAUGAGUAUCAAGAACUGCAGCUCGAUGGUUUUGACAACGAAUCUUCCAACAAGACUUGGAUGAAAAACACAGGAAAAACGGGUAUGCUCUCCUCUGACGAUUAUUUUGUCAGCGGGGCUGGGUUGCCGGGCAGAUUCAAGGCAGAGAAAGUGGAGUUUCACUGGGGUCAAAGCAACGGAUCGGCUGGCUCCGAGCACAGCAUCAAUGGCAAGAGGUUCCCCGUUGAGAUGCAGAUUUACUUCUACAAUCCUGAUGACUUUGACAGUGUUGGAACAGCGGUUCUAGAAAACAGAGUAGUAGGAGCCAUGGCCGUGUUUUUCCAAGUCAGUCAGAGGGACAAUCCGGCACUGGAUCCCAUUAUCCAUGGGUUGAAGGGCGUCGUACAUCAUGAGAAGGAGACCUUCCUGGAUCCCUUUGUGCUGAGGGACCUUCUGCCGACAUCGCUGGGGAGUUACUACCGCUAUGCAGGUUCUCUGACUACUCCUCCGUGUAGCGAGAUCGUGGAGUGGAUCAUUUUUCGGAAGCCCGUUCCCAUUUCUUACCAUCAGCUGGAGGCGUUCUACUCCAUAUUCACCACCGAGCAGCAGGACCACGUCAAGUCCGUGGAGUACCUGAGGAAUAACUUCCGACCGCAGCAAAGCCUGAACAACAGGAAGGUGUCUAAGUCUGCUGUGAAGGAUGCUUGGAGCCAAGAUAUGACAGACCUCUUGGAAAAUCCACUUGGCACAGAAGCUUCCAAAGCUUGCAGCACUCCCCCAGUCAACAUGAAAGUGCAGCCUGUGAACAGGACAGCGUUGCUUGUAACCUGGAACCAGCCAGAAACCAUCUACCACCCUCCAAUCAUGAACUACAUGAUCUCAUAUAGCUGGACGAAAAACGAAGACGAAAAGGAGAAGACUUUCACCAAGGACAGUGACAAGGACCUGAAGGCCAUCAUUAGCCAUGUCUCACCUGACAUCCUUUAUCUGUUCAGAGUUCAAGCAGUUUGCCGAAAUGAAAUGCGUAGUGACUUUAGCCAGACUAUGCUCUUUCAAGCUAACACUACUCGUAUUUUCGAGGGGACCAGAAUUGUGAAAACAGGAGUGCCCACGGCCUCUCCUGCCUCCUCAGCUGACAUGGCUCCUAUCAGCUCCGGCUCCUCCACCUGGACCUCCUCAGGGCUCCCCUUCUCCUUCGUAUCUAUGGCCACAGGGAUGGGACCUUCCUCCAGUGGCAGCCAGGCCACUGUGGCCUCGGUGGUGACCAGCACCUUGCUAGCAGGGCUGGGCUUCAGCGGCGGUGGCAUCUCCUCCUUCCCCAGCAGCGUGUGGCCCACCCGGCUCCCUGCAGCGGCUGGCCCCAGCAGGCCGGUGGUGGCCUCCACGGAGGCGGCUGCUGCUGCCUCCCCAGGACCUGAGCGGGACUCAGCACUGACAAAGGAUGGCGAGGGAGCCGAGGAGGGGGAGAAGGAUGAAAAGAGUGAAAGUGAGGACGGAGAGCGGGAGCACGAGGAAGAGGAGGAAAAGGAUGCAGAGAAGAAGGAGAAAAACAGGGCGACGGUGGCUGCGGAGGCACGCAAUAGCACGGAGCCCAGUGUGGCCACAGCUUCCCCCAACCGGACUGCCGAGGAGGAAGGAAAUAAAACCAUAUCGGGUGAAGAGCCAAACCAAAACGUUGCCCCCACGGCUGGAGGUCCUGAGGAGGAGAGCUUUGCCGAAGCAGACACUCAGCCCCAGCCGCUCCCUUCCACCCAAGUGCCGCCAGCGUUCACCAACGAACUUUACCUGGGAAAGAUCCCAAGAAGACCAGAGACAACAAGAAGACCUCCUCCAAAGGAGGACAGGUUUCCAGAGGAAUACCCCUCAGAUAACAAAUUCAUCACCAUUAACCCAGCUGACAAGAACAGCUCCAGCAUGGCCACGAGACCUUCUCCUGGUAAAAUGGAAUGGAUCAUCCCUCUUAUUGUGGUCUCAGCACUGACCUUCGUGUGCCUCAUCCUGCUCAUUGCUGUGCUCGUCUACUGGAGAAAGUGUUUUCAGACUGCCCAUUUCUAUGUGGAGGACAGCAGUUCUCCCCGUGUGGUCCCCAAUGAAAGUAUUCCCAUUAUACCUAUUCCAG